Molecule: messenger RNA, 810 nt
Organism: Adelges cooleyi (spruce gall adelgid)
Lineage: Eukaryota; Metazoa; Arthropoda; Insecta; Hemiptera; Adelgidae
Exons: 4
Coding region: 130-654 (174 amino acids)
Source: RefSeq, a predicted model, not a curated record
AGGAGGGUCACAAAACUAACUACAUAAAGUCAAACCGAACACUGUAAACUGUAUUAGUGAUUUUUCGAGUUUCUCUCACACACGACUUAAUCCAUACGGCUCAUCAAACCACUACCAAGUAUUCUCGCCAUGAACUCAAUCAUGCGUCUUCGUUGUGUCAUGUUAUUUGCAAUUUUUUCCUUUGGUCUCAUCAUUUCAUUACAUGCUGCGUCAUCCUCAGAGACAUCAGAGGCGGACAACGAGGAGGUGGGGGACGAGGAUGAUGAUGCCAUUGACGAGGUUUUGAACAGUUAUAGCCCGAUGACAAGUCUUCGAUGCAGGCUUACUGAACCUUAUUUAUUAAACUGUUUACAAAAAAAAGAAACUGGUGAAUAUGAAUUUCAUCCAUUCUAUUCUGAUGUCGUUGAAGAUGCAGAAAAAUUAAUAAAAGCCGGCAAAGAUGGCGACGCAAGCAAAAAGUUAAUCACUGCAACACAAGCUAUGGUGGUUUGUGAAGAAGUCGACUGUGUGGAUGUGCUCAAAGACAAAGAAGCAGUGGAUAGUAUGUGGGAAAAUUGGGGUGAAGUCACAGACCAAGCAAAAGAGGGUGUUCUAGAAAAAAUAAAAGAUGUCGUCGAAAAGUUCAUAACAGCAGUAAAGGAUGAAAAUAACUAGAAAAAAAAAAAUUCAACAUUUAUAUUUUUAAUUAACAAUGUUUUGUUUUAUAUAAAGAUAAACUUUAAAUGAUUGUUGUUAAUUGUUAUAUUAUACAUUUUAUGUUAUUAUUUUGUCAUAUACGAAAUAUUAUACGUCAUAUUGUUCACUAUUUAA